UUAGAAUACUAGUAUGAGUUGACUUGAUCUAGGGCCCUAGGUAGUACAGAUUGGUGUUGAAUGUGAACACAUCCCGGAUAUCUCGGUGUUACACUGUUUUAGUCCCCCAUUCUCACAGCCUAGCCUCGCAAUCACUGCAUCUGGACUCAUUUUCUUUCUUUUCGCUGCAUUUUAGUAUAUCUUUGUGCUUAGGUGUGCACUAUAGCAUAGAGAAAGGGCAGUAGGAAUAGUUUAUUAUUAAUAAAUGUACCAUUUGAGUCAGUCGAUACGUUGUAGGGCGCUUUAUUUUGGCUAGCUAUCUGUUUUCUCGAUGUUAACGCCAGCUAAGCUAGCUACAUAUGCUACUAGCCGCUGCUGCUUAAUAACGUGUGAUAAGAUCGUCGAAAUUUCGCAAAAACAAAUCUGAAGACAUAUGAACGAGUCAGAAAUACAGAACUAGGCCAUUCAGAUCGAUGCUUUCAGACGCUUGACGGAUCGAAAAAACCUAAACAAACAGCAGCGCGGCGUUGUCUUAUUAAAUCUCCUUCAGCUCCAGGUCUACUCAUUUACCCCCGAAGAUGUCUGAAAUCAUCCUGACGUUUCAGACCCAGCUGUCCGGAGUUAUGGAGACAGUCUUUAAGGCUGCUAUAUUUGAGAUCACCAGGCUGGUGGAGGACAGUUUCCUGGAGGAAAUGUCCCGGAGCCGUGAGCAGGUGGAGUCUCUGAAGAAGAAACUGCAGUGGUCUGAGAGUAAAGGCAGGAGAAGAUGUGCUGAGUGUGGCAACAACAAACUGUCCAGUGAGGAAAGACGAGAGAAAUCAUCACCAGGACAAACAGGUUUGGAAAACGCUCGGAUUCUUAAACAGGAGAGAAGUGCAGAGGAGAGCUGGAGAAGCUGUGGAGUUGAGAAAGCAGCAGAAGUUUCUGGAAUGGUGGAAUCAGAGCCCGAAUCCAGUCCGGUUAAAGCUGCAGAGCCUGUGGUUCAAGAGGACGAGAAGCUGGACUGCAUGCUUAAAUCUGAAGCUGUUCACUCUGCCGCCGCUUCUCAGCUAAAAGAUGAGUGGAAACUCGGUGCUGAAGUAACGGAAGGCUCUGAUAACUCUGCUCAUAGUAAAUCUUACAGUGAGCAGGAGUUACAGCAGAUUCAGAACGAUUGGAGCUCUGGGUUGGAUCAAGCCCCUGAACCUGAACCUGAACCUGAGCCGGACAUGGACCAUAUCCAGGGUCUGCUCUAUAGAAGUCGCUACAACAUGGAGGACUUGGGAAGCUACAGCAACCAGGAGCUGGAUAUGGGAGGGAUGAAUGGACUAGCAGAUCCUUCUCAUAGAGCUGCAGAGGUUUUGGGAUUCGGGGUGCUUCCGGGUUCAUUGCAGACUGACCUGGGUACGUCUGAGGAAUGCAGAAGACAGCUGAAAAAUAAACGAGGAAACAAAGGCUCACCAUCAUUACACAACGCUUCUGAUACCAGCGACAUGGACUGUUUGCUUAUUAACGAGGAAGGCUACUUGCAGGAUGUAAGCGGACUCACUCAAGCUCCAGGUGCCCCACCCGGAGACUCACAAGGACACCAGAUAUACAACAGAGAUGCGGUUAAUGACAGUACUGAUUGCUUUUACAGUGGAGAAGCAUUCAGCCAGUCACUAGAGCUGAACAAUGGGCCUGCAGGAAUCUUGGGAGAGAACAGAGAGGACAGGGAGCAUGCUUGCACUCAGUGUAUGAUCACUUUCCCAGACCAGGUUUCCCUGAAAGCUCACUUGAAUGGUCACCGACAUCGCAACAUCACCAAUUCCUUCGUCUGCAACCAGUGUGGAAAGAAGUUCCCUCAAGCCUGCAACCUGAAGGUCCACCAGCGUGUGCACCAGAGGGAAGGUCUGCAUCUGUGCAGCCACUGCGGGAAAGGCUACACGUCCUUCAGUGACCUGCGGCGGCACCGCUGCAGCCAGGCUGGAGACAAACCCUACAGCUGCUCGCUGUGUGGGAACAAGUUCAGCCGUCUGUGGAACCUCAAGCUGCACCGGCGAAUCCACACGCAGGAGAAACCGCACCGCUGCAGCAUGUGUGACAAGAGCUUCACCCGGGCUGACAUCCUGAAGGUCCACCAGCGCACGCACACCGGAGAGAGGCCGUAUUCCUGCAGGGUCUGUGGACUCACCUUUAAACGCCUCGACCAUCUCCGAUCACACCAACGCAAACACGGAGCCAACCUGAAUAACCACCAGAACUAUGUUUCUAAAAACACCACGCAGCAGCGACGCCGCGGUUCACGAAGCUCGUGUAGCUUAGCCGAGCAGCAGAGCACCGUUAGCAUGAGCACUGAAACCACACCAGAUCAGGAAGAGCUGUCACUGAGCAAUACGAGGAGUGCGCGCGCGUGUGUGUGUGUGUGUGUGUGUGUGUGUUACAUCCCGGGUCGUGUUGGCGGUUGGGAUUCAUUCUCGCUGGGUUUGUUGUGGAGGUGUAUGGGACGCAGCAGGAUGUCGGAUUCUCUCCUCCUGACGUUUCAGACUCAGCUCUCCGGCGUGAUGGAGACCAUCCUGAGAUCAGCUUUAUGUGAAAUCACCAGGCUGGUGGAAGGAAGCUUCUUAGAGGAGAUCGGUCGCGGGAAACAAGAGGCAGAAGUUAUGAGACGAAGACUGCAAAUCCUGGAAACUAAACUCAGCGAGAGAGAGAGAGUUAAACGUGUCAGGUGUACAGACUGCGGCAGAACCGGACUCUCGAAGAAGGACACCGGUCCGAGAGACCCCAGGAGGCAAAGUGAAGGUGUGGAAGUGAUUUGUGUUACAAAGCAGGAGGGUGUGUCUGAAGCUGGCAGGAGAAUCUGUGAAAAGGGAAGCGUAACGCCAGGGCAAGAGGCAACUUCAACCAUCCCUGACCCUGAGCUUAAGACUCAAGUGGAUGGAGCGAUAGUCGGUGGGACGGUGAAGGAGGAGGUCGCGGAGGCCUCAGGUGUGCAGGUCUACCCAACAGCACACUGUCCCAUCACAGCAGAUCACAGAGUCUCCCAGAGCCACAAUGCUGGGGAAAUAUCAGGCAUCCACACAUCACAGCCUGAGCACUGGCUUCCUCAGAGAGACAAGUUACCCAGCACCAGUUCUGGGAAUCAGGAUUCAGUGAAACAAAGAGCACAAUCAAAAAAGCCAGACUCUAAAAUGGAGCAUCCGGUGCAUAUAUCUCAUCCACAGUCGGAGCUUACGGCGCCUGCUUCAUCUUCCGUGUCCCCCACUGUGAACCAGCAGGCAGGCACUCCAGAAUCAGUGGCCAUUAAACAGGAAGUUGUCGUUGUGCUUCCCCCAGAAUGGGAAGAGUUGGACAGGGCGAGGACAGGGACCAUGUCCACGGCAAGCAGGGUAAGUCAGGUACGCGAAGAACUCCAGCACAGAGAUCAUCUUCCUUCAGGAACCUCAGAGGAACGACACACGGUCUAUCCAGGACCUUGUGGAAAGGAAAGCCUGUCAUCUCAGGUCACGCAGCAACUCAGGAUGCUGGUUAAAAAACAGCCCAAACCUGCUGAAAAUGCCAACGUUCUGGCGUCAAGUUCUACCAGGGGACAUUCGCUCCACAAGAGUCCUCCUCUGCCAAAACCCUCUCAGGCACUUCCACAACUCCAGCGCUCCUACACAGACGAGAGAGCCGUCAGUGCCUUGCAGGCUGGAAGAAAUAUCCCUCAGGUGGUCGGCAUUAGGACUCACGGUCACGUCGGGCACCAUGUUGCGAGGACGCCGCACAUCUGCUCGCAGUGUGGGAAGGGCUUCUCGCAUCUCUGCCACUUGAGAGCUCACCAACAGAUCCACACAGGAGAGAGGCAGUUCUGCUGCACGCUGUGCGGCCGCAGCUUUACCAAACUCAGCAACCUGAAGGCACAUCGCAGGGUCCAUACGGGAGAAAGACCCUACAUCUGCAUGGACUGUGGAAAACGCUUCACACAGAAAUGCAACUUAAAAAGACACCAGAGGAUUCACUCUGCUCACCCGUGACAACCGGUUCAGAGAGCAUCGUCUACCUGACUGUGCUUGCUAAAGCGUGAAGAGGUUUUGUGUUUACAGUGUGUAACUAUUCUAUUGUGCAGCUGUCUCUUGUUUUGUAUAUGGGUGUGUGAAUAAGUUCUCCAUCUCUUUUUCAGAUAUGUAAGCAAUAUUGUGCUCAAGACCAUGCAUAGGUGUAGUCUUUUUCCAUAGUCAUACAAUGUCAUGAAGUGGCACCACUAUGAAUUAUGAAUAAAGGACCUU
Messenger RNA from Hemibagrus wyckioides, 4205 nucleotides. RefSeq lists its product as uncharacterized. The record is from RefSeq and is a predicted model, not a curated record. Lineage: Eukaryota; Metazoa; Chordata; Actinopteri; Siluriformes; Bagridae. Gene Ontology annotation, molecular function: RNA polymerase II cis-regulatory region sequence-specific DNA binding; DNA-binding transcription factor activity. Gene Ontology annotation, biological process: regulation of transcription by RNA polymerase II. The transcript is spliced from 8 exons. The coding region runs from base 558 to 3953 and encodes 1131 amino acids.